Molecule: messenger RNA, 2664 nt
Organism: Herpailurus yagouaroundi (jaguarundi)
Lineage: Eukaryota; Metazoa; Chordata; Mammalia; Carnivora; Felidae
Gene: POC1B
Product: POC1 centriolar protein B
Exons: 12
Coding region: 253-1662 (469 amino acids)
Biological process (GO): cilium assembly
Cellular component (GO): centriole; ciliary basal body
Molecular function (GO): protein binding
Source: RefSeq, a predicted model, not a curated record
GUUCCCGGGCCGGGCCCCGGCGGAGGCGGCCGCGCUGACCCCGCGACGCCCGCGUCCCGACGGCUGCACCUGCUUUCACAACCCGACGACUUUCUUCCCAGGAGGACCCCGUUCUGGAGCGGUAUUUUAAGGGCCACAAAGCUGCGAUCACGUCCGUGGACUUCAGUCCCAACGGCAAACAACUUGGAAGGAUCACGAACCGCUCCGUACAACACUAAGGGUGAAGAAUAUAUAAAAGUCCUGUGAACAUCUAUGAUACUAUCAGUGAACCGUUUCGCAAUGAGCGAUGUCAGCGCCCGCCAGGCCGCCUCUCUGUUCUGCUCAGCUACUGCUUCUUGGGAUACGUUCCUCAUGCUAUGGAAUUGCAAGCCACAAGCUAGAGCUUUCAGAUAUGUGGGUCACAAGGAUGUGGUAACCAGCGUGCAGUUUUCCCCACUUGGAAACUUACUGGCAUCUGCUUCAAGAGACAGAACCAUUAGACUCUGGAUUCCUGAUAAGAGAGGAAAAUCCUCUGAAUUUAAAGCUCAUACAGCUCCAGUUCGAAGUAUAGACUUUUCAGCCGAUGGCCAGUUUCUAGCUACAGCUUCUGAAGACAAAUCUAUCAAAGUAUGGAACAUGUAUCGCCAGCGUUUCUUGUAUUCCUUGUACCGACAUACCCACUGGGUACGCUGUGCCAAAUUUUCACCUGAUGGAAGGCUAAUUGUAUCAUGUAGUGAAGAUAAAACUAUUAAAAUUUGGGAUACCACAAAUAAGCAGUGUGUUAAUAACUUCUCAGAUUCUGUAGGGUUUGCAAAUUUUGUGGGUUUUAACCCUACUGGUACAUGCAUAGCUUCAGCAGGUUCUGAUCAUACCGUGAAAAUCUGGGAUAUAAGAGUAAACAAAUUGCUCCAGCAUUAUCAAGUUCACAGCGGUGGAGUUAAUUGUGUAUCAUUCCAUCCUUCGGGUAACUAUCUCAUCACUGCGUCUUCAGAUGGCACACUUAAGAUUCUGGAUCUCUUAGAAGGAAGACUUAUAUACACACUUCAAGGACAUACGGGACCUGUCUUUACUGUUUCAUUCUCAAAAGGUGGAGACCUAUUUAGCUCCGGAGGUGCAGAUGCACAGGUCUUAUUAUGGAGGACUAAUUUUGAUGGCUUGAAUUGUAAAGACAUUAUUAAAAGAAAUCUCAAAAGAUUGCAUUUUGAUUCAUCACCACAUCUUGUUGAUAUAUACCCAAGAACACCACAUCCCCAUGAAGGAAAAAUUGAGACUGUUGAAAUUAAUCCAAAGCUUGAGGUAAUCGAUUUGCAGACUUCUUCUCCCCCUGUUAUGGACAUCCUUUCUUUUGAUUCUACUACAACAACAGAUACCACUGUUAGAACCUUAGCAGACAAAGGUGAAGAGAUCAACAGUUAUUUCUUGAACCCUUCUUUAUUGUCAUCGGAAUGUUCACCAACAACCUCGAAAAAGAAAACAGAAGACACGAGUGACUUCCCUUCUGAGAGCCAGAGAAGCAUACCACUCGCCGUGACUGAUGCUUUAGAGCACAUCAUGGAACAACUCAGUGUUUUGACACAGACUGUUUCAAUCUUGGAGCAGCGACUGACUUUGACAGAGGAUAAGCUGAAAGACUGCCUUGAAAAUCAGCACAGGCUUUUCAAUGCUAUCCAGCAGAAAAGUUAAAUAGAAAAGUAUGAGCAGAGGCAUGAUAAACGAACACAUGUACAUAGGCUCGGGAAGGUAGUAUGAGACGCUCCCUUCAUGCAACACAAGCAUGUGCUGAUUAUAAUGAUCAUGGCAUCUCUUAAAAGGAUGAGCAACAGAACCAAAGGCAGAAAAGGCACAAUUAACGACCAAUUUAAACACACAAAUCAAUGUCAAGGACUAAUUCAAAUCAUUACUGAUUAUAAUUGCAGUAAUAAAGUGGUAAGUAUUCAAGUGGCUCUGUAUUUUCCCCCAUAUUAUUUUAAAUGCCAGUUUUCAUUUAUAGUCCAAAUCCUGCCAGGAAAGUAAUCAAAUCUUUGAGUUUCAUUGUUAAAUCAUUGCAGUUAAUCACGUUCAGGCAAUUCCUUAAAGCAAUGGAUGUGUUUCUUUAGUGAACAACACCGUUGGGGUGAAGUAAUACAGUUACCUCUAAAACAGCAUCCUGUAUGCAGAUAAUGAGUUAGUGCUCUGACUCAUAUUUCUUUUAGCUCAAAAACAUUUAUUCUUUCUUAACAAUGCCCUGAAAUGCUGAUCUUACAAAAUUCCCAAAGUGUAGAAUUUCCACAGCAAGAACACGCUUAUUUUAAUUAGCAACAGCACAUACGUGGCACAGGGCGGUGGGUUGUUACUUAACUUAUGUUGUACAUGGCUUAUCCUUUGCUCAACCUGAAAAAAAAUGAAGAGCUAAAAAUGCAAGAAGCCCACGCGUCUUUCCUCUCGUAGAUGAGUGCACUGAAUGAUUUGGGUUGUGUCCAGACCUAUGCCCUGGUUUACAAAGCCGGCCUUAAGAGUGGUUUCAGUAAGCUCUGGAGCUUGAAAGAUGCAACGGUGAUAUUUACAAAUACACACACAUGUACAUUCACAUGCUUCAGAAAUGUUGCUGAGGGUGAUUUUGGCAGCUGAGUAAUAAGUCCGUAUAAUAUUCACAUCAUUGUCUUCCUAUUUUUUUUUAAAUGAAUGUGAUUUAAAACAAAAUGAAAU